Molecule: messenger RNA, 4083 nt
Organism: Malassezia vespertilionis
Lineage: Eukaryota; Fungi; Basidiomycota; Malasseziomycetes; Malasseziales; Malasseziaceae
Product: class II myosin
Exons: 1
Coding region: 1-4083 (1360 amino acids)
Biological process (GO): actin filament organization; vesicle transport along actin filament
Cellular component (GO): cytoplasm; actin cytoskeleton; myosin complex
Molecular function (GO): actin filament binding; ATP binding; microfilament motor activity
Source: RefSeq, a predicted model, not a curated record
AUGGCAGUCGGGACCAAUAUUGCGGUGAAAAUUGAUCCUGAUCGAAAGGAUGUGUGGGUGCCUGACACCGAGCAGGGAUACCUGCCCGGCUAUGUCGUCAAGGAGAAUGGAGACCAAAGCAUGGUGUGCCUUUCCUCUGGGCAGACCGUCACUGUCCCAACCACAGUCCUCAGCGAGAUGAACCCUCCCAAGUUUGAGAAGGUCGCCGACAUUGCGGACUUGACCUUUCUGAAUGAGGCGAGUGUCGUGCACAAUCUGCGGCAGCGCUACUUUAGCGACCUGCUUUAUACAUACUCUGGCCUCUUUUUGGUCGCAGUAAACCCCUACCAUGCACUCCCUAUUUAUACAGAAGCAGUCGUGGACAUGUACAAGGGCCAGCGGCGCGAAGCUAAUCCUCCUCAUAUCUUUGCCGUGGCCGACGGCGCAUUCCGUAAUAUGCUGCGCGACCAAGAAAACCAGAGCCUGUUGAUCACAGGCGAGUCUGGCGCUGGAAAAACAGAAAGCACCAAGCGUGUGAUCCAGUACUUGGCGGCCGUUGCCGUAGACGCGGAUGCGGAUGCGAAUGUUGCCCACGCGCCGCGCCGCGUCUCGCAUGCGCCGCUGGGCCUGCUCGAGCGCCAAAUUUUGCAGGCCAAUCCUAUUCUCGAGGCAUUUGGCAAUGCCCAAACGGUGCGUAACAACAACUCCAGUCGAUUCGGCAAGUUUAUCCGCAUCGAGUUCACGACGGGCGGCGCGAUUGCGGGCGGCAACAUUGAUUGGUACCUCUUGGAAAAGAGCCGCGUGCACAACCGCAGCGCGAACGAGCGCAAUUUUCACAUCUUUUACCAGUUGCUGCGCAGUCGCGACAAGGCGCUGCUCUCCGAGUUCCAACUCAGCAACUUUCCCGACGCGUACAAAUAUCUCAACGGCUCGCGCAAAGACGUUGAGGGCGUCGACGAUAGCCAGGAGUGGAUACAGCUCCUGGAUGCACUCUGCACCAUGGGCUUUUCCGCCGAGGAGAAAAAGGACUUGUUCCGCGUGAUUGCUGCCAUCCUCCAUCUCGGCAACCUCGACAUUGCCGAGGACCGCUCGGAGCAAGCGCGAAUCACAAACCCCGAGCAGCUGGCGCUGGUAAGCGAGCUGAUCGGCGUCGAACCUAGCAAGCUCUCCACUGCCCUCGUUCGUCCGACCGUGCGCGCAGGCCGCGAAACAGUGAGCCAAUCGCGCAGCAAGAAGCAGGUCGUGGACGAGAUUGCUGCGCUAUCCAAGACCAUGUACGAAAAGACGUUUGGAUGGCUGGUCAGCCGCAUCAACCACGUCCUCGACCGCCCGACGAGCAAGUCGCGCUACAUUGGCGUUUUGGACAUUGCCGGGUUCGAGAUUUUCGGGACGAAUUCUUUCGAGCAGCUCUGUAUCAACUACACCAACGAGCGGCUUCAGCAAUUCUUCAACCACCACAUGUUUAUGCUCGAGCAGGAAGAGUAUGCGCGCGAAGACAUCAAGUGGGACUAUGUCAACUUUGGGCUCGAUCUGCAGCCCACCAUCGACCUGAUUGAGUCGACGAGUCCCAUUGGUGUCCUCGCGACCCUCGACGAGGAAUGCAUCAUGCCCAAAGCAACGGACCAAACAUUUACCGACAAACUCACCUCUACGUGGGGCUCGAAGCGCGCAAGCACCGACGUGAACCAGAAAUUUGUAGCGUCGCGCCAGGUAAAGCGGUUUGUCGUGCGCCACUAUGCGGCAAACGUCGAAUACAACACCGAGCAGUGGCUGGACAAGAACCGCGACCCCCUCAAUGAGAAUGUCGCGCGUGUGUUGGCCGGCGCGGAAGCAUCCUUUAUUGGCUCCCUCUUUGCCGAGUUCCAGGGAGAGUGUGUGAUGCCGCGGGGCCGGCGCGGCGCUUUCCGCACGGUCGGCCAGCGCCACAAAGAGCAGCUUGCUUCGCUCAUGGCCCAGCUUUCUUCCACGCAGCCCCAUUUUGUGCGCUGCAUCGUGCCGAACAAUGAAAAAAAGCCUGGCAAGAUGGAUCUGUUCUUGGUGCUUGAUCAGCUGCGCUGCAAUGGUGUCCUCGAAGGCAUCCGCAUUGCGCGCCUCGGCUAUCCAAACCGCACGCUCUUUUCCGAGUUUUGUACGCGUUAUGCACUCCUCGUCCCCGAUGUUCUCAAUGCCGGUGCCAUGGACAGGCGUGUUAUGAGCCAGCGUAUCGCCCAAGCACUCGGCAUUGCAGAAGAGGUGUACAAGGUCGGGCUCACCAAGAUCUUUUUCAAAGCCGGCGUCCUCGCCGAGCUUGAGGAGCAGCGCGACGCGUAUCUCCGCACUCUCUUUACCCACUUCCAGGCCAUGUGCCGCAGAGCAAGCGCGAUGCGCAUCGCCAAGAAACGCCUGCGCCAGGCCGCGGCGCAGCAGACGCUGCGCGAUGCUGCUGUGGCUUACGAUGCGCUGCAAAGGUGGCCGUGGUGGCGCAUGUACAUGUCGCUACUCCCUCUCCUCUCUGCCACACAAGACGACGAGGCGCGCAAACACCGCGAGCUGCAAGUCGCCAUGGAAAAAGAGCGUGCACAGCGCGACGAGCGCGAGCGCGCGGCGCUGGAAUCACUCAAGACAAGGCUUGCGGCAGAGAAUGCCGUAGUCGUUGCUGCACUGGACGAAGAGCGUGCGAAGCAUGCGUCUGUGCGCGACCAAAUAACGGCCACCACCGCAGCGCUUGUCGCCGCGGAGAAAAAUACCGAUGAGUUGCGCGCAGAGCUCGCGCAGAACGUCACCAUGCACUCUGAUUUCGAUGCGCAGCUCGCCAAGCUGGAGCAGAAUGUUGCGCACAUGCACAGCCAGCUCGAAGAAAGCAGCCAGCGCGAGCAAGAAGCAGCCCAUGACAUGAAAUCGCUCUCUGCGCACCUCGAUGCCGUCCUCGGCGAGCGAGGCGAACUCGAGCGCGACAAGGAAGACGCGACGGCCAAGCUUUUGCGCGCCGAAGAAGCGCUGCAACGCAUGCAUGCAGCGAGCAACGAGCAGAGCCGCGCUGCUGAGGCCCACGUCCGCGAUCUUGCGGCGCAGCACGAGCAAGAAAUGCAGAGCGUGCGUGCGAGCUUGGAAAGCCACCGGGCCACGUCGCAGAAAGCCGCCGAGACGCACGCGUCGCAGCUUGCCAAAGCCGAUGCACAGCUUGCGCAGCUCGCCGCCUCGCUUGCCGAGCACACGGUCAAAUACGAACAAGAGGCGCGCGAGGCUGCGGCAAAGCAUGCAGCCGUAGAAAAAGCGCUUACUUUGGCCGAGGAGCGCGCCGCUGAGGCAGAGCAAGCGCUCUCAGCGGCGAGAGUACAGCAUGCCGAGCUGCAGGAGCGCAGUGCCAGCGAUGCAACGAAAUCGAAUGCGCUCCUCUCUGAGCUGGACAGUGUGCGCAGCGAGCAGAAAGCAGCGCAGAAAGCACUGGACGCCGAGCGCAGCGAGAAGCAAGGCAUGGCGCGGCGUGUCGCGUCGAUGGAAGAGCAGCAAGCCGCGCUCUUGGCACAGAGCACCGCACAGCACGACGAGGUCAAGAAGCUGCGCGACGCACUGAAACACGCCGAGCUCGAGAAUAAGCGCCUGGAUGCGAUGCAGUCCAAGACGAUUGUCGAGCACGUGCAUGUCUUGGAAGAAGCCAAGAAGUACACGGACCGCCAGCUGAGUGACGUACAGACAGAGCUGCAGGAGCUAACGACCUACACUCGCUCCCUCGAGCGCACGCGCGCGAAGCUGCAGCAGGAUAAUGAGCAGCUCACACGCGCCGCGAGCCAAUCUGCAGAGCCGCCAGCGCCGCCGAAAGAAGUCUAUGAGGAGCGCGACAAGGCGCGUAGCGAUCUGCUGCGUGCCAAGCAAGCGGCGGAUCUGACACUGCGCCAAACGCGCGCCGAGUACGAGACGCGUAUUCAAAAGCUCGAGGAGGAGAUGCGCAAGUCGCAGCGCAAUUCUUCCUUGGUCGCUACAGACCGUGUGCUUAGCGACUUGCGCUCCGAGCGCAAGAUGAGCUCGGCUGCACGCAAGGUGCUCGAAGAGCUGCGCCUCGAGAAUGAGCGCCUGGAGCAGGACCUCGCGGCCAAGGCCAGUGCACUGCGCACCACCGCUGGAUAG